Musca domestica (house fly) is the source of this 5076-nucleotide messenger RNA. It is a transcript of the gene Pld, whose product is annotated as phospholipase D2. The transcript has 9 exons. NCBI's taxonomy places the organism in Eukaryota, Metazoa, Arthropoda, Insecta, Diptera, Muscidae. Gene Ontology annotation, molecular function: phosphatidylinositol binding; D-type glycerophospholipase activity. Gene Ontology annotation, biological process: phosphatidic acid biosynthetic process; intracellular signal transduction; cell motility. The coding region runs from base 722 to 4681 and encodes 1319 amino acids. The record is from RefSeq and is a predicted model, not a curated record.
AUUUUUAGUUAAUAUUAUUAACAAAACGAAGUUCUUUGCGAGAGGUUGUGUUGCUGACGGCCUGGCCUGGCUAGAGUGUGGUGAAGUACUCGAUCGAGCAACAGCGACACGAUCAGUUGCGGUGGUGGCGUUGUUCGUUGACGGUGGUUUGUCAUUUCGCAGUUACUCUGCAAAAUUACUACGGUUCCACGUACCGAAAUACAUGACGAUAUCGGUCGGCGGUCGGUCGGUCGUACUUUUAUUGACGUGAUGAUUUGAACACAACGGCUUCCAAUGGGUAUUUUACGUUAAGCAAAAAAAGGAGGAAAAAUAAAUACCAAGAAAUUUAAUAAUGCAAAAAAGUAGAACAACCAACGUCUUAAAGGCCGCGUGUUGGAAUCGUGACGUUUGAUCGUAUUCGGCGUUUGAAAUAUUAAUGCAAAAAAAGUGUUUUGAAAACGAAAAAACGAAAAUGUGCAAAUAUUAUCCACAUCAGUUGCCAUUGGCUGUCAUUAAUGUAUCAUGGCCUAAAAUAUUGCCAAAAUUAUGUGAAUACCUUUCACAAAAGUGAAAUUUUGAAGAGAAAAAAAGAAAUGCAAAAAAAUUCCCUUACAUUUCACAUCUUCGACAAAUCAGUGCACAAGAAAACCCAAAUAGAAAAUAAGAAAAAAAGAGUAAAAGAAAAAAAAAUAUAAGAAAACAAAAGUAAGAAAUCCAACUACCUCUAAGUCUGCCAGUCAGAAUGGAUAACCGAGCGGCAGCAACAAAAACAACAACAACACCAACUGUGGAUAAUGAUGCCGAUGUUGGUGGUGAUAAUGGCCUGCUGCGUGUAUUCCCCCAGCGUCAUCGUCGCAGUAUAUCCCAGCUCAUAGCCAAUUUAGACAACCAGCAGACCAACACUGAUCGACUAAGUGGCGGCUACAUUAACAAUGCCUAUCAUUACGACGAACUAGAUCACAACUACCUCUACGGCCAGUUUGAUGCCAAUGCCGAUUACAGUAUGGCCGAUACGCAGAGCAAUGCCUACGAGGAGAGUGUAGUGGACGAGUAUAUCGGUGGUGAGAUUUGUGAGGAUCGCGAUAUACGAUGUAUACCCGAGUUUCAAUUUUCCAUGGUUGAAUCGGAAUUCGAUGAGGCUCUGAAUAUACCCGAUUCGGUGACGAUAAUAUCGGCGGGUGGUGACAAGCCGGUACUGGUGGAACGCAAAGAUUGUACCGAUGACGAUGACUACGAUGAGGAUCAGGUGGAAUUGCGUAAACUCCAAGAAAUACCAUUUACCCGCAUCUAUUCGCCGGGCAUUAAGUUUACCUCGUUUCAAAGGAAGGUCUUUAUGCCGGGCACCGAGAUAACGGUACAAAUUAUAGACAUCGAACGUAGCGUGACAACGCAUCUGCUUAAUCCAAAUUUAUACACCAUAGAACUCACCCAUGGCCCCUUUUCCUGGACCAUUAAGAAACGCUACAAACACUUUAGUACUUUACAUCAACAGCUCAGCCUGUUCCGCACCUCCCUAAACAUACCCUUCCCAAUGCGUAGCCAUAAGGAGAAGCGGGCCACAAUAAAAAAUGCUGCCAUCCAAAUGGCCGAUGAAUGUCGGCUAAAGGAACUGCAAAAAUCUUCCAGUUUCAAGCAUAACGCCAAUAAGGCUCGUGCCGAAUAUGAGGCGAAAAUAACCACCCAGCCACAAUCCCUGCCCAUGACCCCGAUUUACAAUAGAAAUAUUUCCAUUGUGGAAGAUGUGGGUAGGGGCAGCACGCGAAAGAAAAGGAAAAAACGUAAAUUGCCAAGAUUCCCUCAGCGGCCGGAAUCAUUGGUGACGGUGGAGUCAAUGCCGGUGAGGGUGCGACAAUUGGAGGAGUAUUUGUAUAAUCUACUGAACAUUAGUCUCUACAGGAAUCAUCAUGAAACGCUAAAUUUCGUUGAGGUCUCCAAUGUCUCCUUUGUGGAUGGCCUGGGCAUUAAGGGCAAGGAGGGUCCCAUUUUGAAACGCACUGGCUCCACCAGACCCGGCCAGGCUGGUUGUAAUUUCUUUGGUUGCUUCCAGCAGAAAUGCUGCGUGCGCUGCAACUACUUCUGUUCCGACGUGGUCUGUGGCAAGUGGCGCAACCGUUGGUUUUUCGUCAAGGAAACUUGUUUCGGUUAUGUUCGACCCUCAGAUGGCGUAAUUCGAGCUGUGAUAUUAUUUGAUAUGGGUUUUGAUGUCUCUACGGGCAUUUAUCAGACCGGCAUGCGCAAGGGUCUGCAGAUAUUGACCAAUAAUCGCCACAUUAUCUUGAAAUGUUGGACGAGAAGAAAAUGUAAAGAGUGGAAUGAUUAUCUAAAGCAGACGGCCAAUUCGACGGCCCGUGAUUUUACGGCGCCCAAUCCCCAUAAUUCCUAUGCUCCGGAAAGGGCUGACAUAGAGGCUCAAUGGUUUGUUGAUGGUUCCUCUUACAUGGCCAUGGUGGCGGAUGCCUUGGAGGCAGCUACCGAGGAGAUAUACAUUGCCGAUUGGUGGCUAAGUCCGGAGAUUUAUAUGAAGAGGCCAGUCAUCAAUGGAGAUUAUUGGCGUUUGGAUAAGAUUCUGCUGAGAAAGGCCCAGGAGGGUGUCAAGGUGUUCGUGAUGCUCUACAAGGAAGUGGAAAUGGCCCUGGGCAUCAACAGCUACUACAGCAAGCAGAGACUGGUUAGUUUACAUGAAAAUGUUAAGGUCAUGCGCCACCCGGACCAUGCCAGGGCGGGGGUCUUCUUCUGGGCCCACCAUGAAAAAAUCGUGGUGGUCGACCAAACCUAUGCCUUUUUGGGCGGCAUUGAUCUCUGCUAUGGCCGUUGGGAUGAUUAUCGCCAUCGCCUCACCGAUUUGGGUAGCAUUUCCACAUCCUCUGCCUCGGGUAGCACACGACGCCAGGGUGGAUUUUUCAAUCGCGAAGAAGUAGAUUCAGCCUUUGGUAGCCAGAAAUCUUCACGCAAUAUCAACAGCGAUCUUCACAAAUCGGAACAGGAUGAAUUGAGUCGGGAAGCCAGUGAAGAGAGGCUGGACCUGCCUUCACUACUGCCAGGGGACAAGCUAAUGAUACCCAAUAUGGGCUUGGUCCCGGUAACCUUGGAUGAAACGCUACCCCAUGAGGGCAUGAAACUUAACACCCCCGAAUUGGAGCGGAAAAAUAUGCUUCAAAAUCUCAAGGACAAUGCCAUGAAAAAGGGCAAGGAUUUCGUCAAUCGUCUGACCAUGAAUGAGGGGGACAAAACGCCGGAUAUCAUCAAAGAUCCCAAACAAUUGGUGUUUAGCAUACAGGAGCUGGAAGAAGGCCGCAAGGGAGGUCUGGAGGACCCCACACCCUUCCAGACCGAGGUUCUGCAGGAUUUCUAUGGCCAGGCCAAAUAUUGGUUUGGCAAAGACUAUUCAAAUUUUAUACUCAAAGACUGGAUGAAUUUGGAUGCCCCCUUUGCCGAUAUGAUCGAUCGUACCACCACGCCUCGCAUGCCUUGGCAUGAUGUGGGCAUCUGCGUGGUAGGAGCACCGGCGCGGGAUGUUGCCCGCCAUUUUAUACAACGUUGGAAUACCAUGAAAUUGGAAAAGACCCGUGAUUCUCUUUCAUUUCCCUACCUAAUGCCAAAGAGUUAUAAACAAAUCAAAUUGAAUCCAAACAUUAACCUCAAACGUUCACAUCGCGUUUCGUGUCAGCUGCUCCGAAGUGUCUCGUCGUGGAGUUGUGGUUUCAUUGAACAGGAUUUGGUGGAACAGAGCAUACAUGAUGCCUAUAUCCAGACGAUAACGAAGGCCCAGCAUUAUAUCUAUAUUGAGAAUCAGUUCUUUAUCACCAUGCAAUUGGGCGCCACUGGGACGCUGAGUAAUGUACGGAACCAGAUUGGUGAGGCGUUGUUCAAGCGCAUUGUUAGAGCACACAAGGAACGCAAAGUAUUCCGAGUUUAUGUUGUCAUGCCUUUGCUGCCAGGCUUUGAAGGUGAUGUGGGUGGCAGCAGUGGCAAUGCUGUGAGGGCCAUUACCCACUGGAAUUAUGCCUCAAUAUCAAGAGGAAAAUCCGCCAUUUUGGUACGUCUCAAGGAAAUCGGAAUUAAAAACCCUGGAGAGUAUAUAUCAUUCCACUCCCUGCGCACUCUCUCCGAAUUGAACAACACACCCAUUACCGAACUGAUAUAUGUACAUUCCAAGCUAUUAAUUGCCGAUGAUCGGGUGGUCAUUUGUGGCUCGGCCAAUAUCAAUGAUCGGUCGAUGAUUGGCAAACGCGAUUCGGAGAUUGCGGCCAUUAUCACGGACAAUGAAUUCGAGGAUGGUCGGAUGAAUGGCAACAAAUAUCCGAGUGGGGUGUUUGCAGGACGUCUAAGGAAGUAUUUGUUUAAAGAGCAUUUGGGUCUCUUGGAUCCUGAUGCUGAACGCAUGCGCAUUGAUGUCACAGAUCCAGUGAUAGAUCAAUUUUGGAAUGGCAUGUGGAGGCGUAUCUCAAAACGCAACACCGACAUUUACGAUGAAGUUUUCAAAUGUGUUCCAAAUGAUAAUAUCAAAACCUUUGCCAGUCUAAGGAAAUAUCAGGAAGAAAGUCCGCCCUUGUGUAAAACAGAUCCGGAUGUGGCGGCCAAGAGACUAUUGAAUAUUCAGGGAACCUUGGUGGACUUACCUUUGGAUUUCCUAAACAAAGAGGUCUUGACACCGCCUGGAACCAGCAAAGAGGGUCUCAUACCCACAUCUGUCUGGACAUAGUUUUAAGUUUAUUUGUUUGAUUUUUUUUUUUAUCACAUUUUGUUAUAAGUAGACAUUUGUAUAUAAAAUAUUGUUUUAUUUUUGUUUAUUGUUUUUAAGACCAUACUCUUGUAAAAAAAUAUGUUCUAUAUAGAUUAAGACGAUAUAUAUCUAGGAAGAACCAAGGAGAUUCAGUCCACCUUUGUGUUCUAAAUGGUAACAAUGCACAAAUCAAAAUAUGUUAAUUAUUGUUGUAAUAAGACAGUAUUUCUUUUUUUUUUUUUUGUAAACAUAGGAACGUCCAAACCAUAUUCCAAACUAAAUAAAUAUAAUUUAUUUUUUUUUAAUUUUUAAAUUGUACAAAUAUUAUAUUUUUAAUACCUAUAAUGAAUAAAAUCAUUGUUAAGCAGAAAAAG